This is a messenger RNA of Spodoptera frugiperda (fall armyworm), 2240 nucleotides long. RefSeq lists its product as uncharacterized. The transcript is spliced from 14 exons. NCBI's taxonomy places the organism in Eukaryota, Metazoa, Arthropoda, Insecta, Lepidoptera, Noctuidae. The coding region runs from base 1 to 2115 and encodes 704 amino acids. Gene Ontology annotation, molecular function: odorant binding; olfactory receptor activity. The record is from RefSeq and is a predicted model, not a curated record. Gene Ontology annotation, cellular component: plasma membrane. Gene Ontology annotation, biological process: detection of chemical stimulus involved in sensory perception of smell; sensory perception of smell.
AUGGAAGAAGAACCUCUGUUAAUUAAUAAAACUAUUAAAAAGAUCGAAGUUUGGUUGCGAGCAACAGGAACAAAUGUAAAAUCUACUCCGAAAACGCGGAUGGAUACAAUGAAAAGUCGUGCGAUUUACAUUAUAAACUUCUUUUGGCUGAAUGUAGACCUAGGUGGGGCGGUGGUCUGGUUCAUAUCAGGGAUCGCAAACAAAAAGAGCUUUACUGAACUGACAUACGUAUCACCCUGCAUCACUCUGAGUUUCCUUGCCAACUUCAAAUGCUUCUUUCUUUUUCUUAACGAGGAUUGUGUGGACAAACUCCUAGAGAAGUUAAGGGAACUAGAGAUGAAUGAGAGGUCUCGUCCAAGGCAUGAGGAUAAGAAUGCGAUAAUGGUGCGAGAGCACAAGUUCCUCACGAACCUCAUCUCGUUUCUGAAUGUAUUCUUCUGCGGGCUGAUUGUGGCUUUCGCUUUGGGUCCCGUGGCUUUAACCAUCUUCAUAUACGUCACCACUAAUGAGAUAGAUCUGCAAUUACCGUUUCUCAUCAUUUAUCCUUUCGAUGCUUUUCAACUGAAGUAUUGGCCUUGGGUGUAUCUUCACCAAAUUUGGUCCGAAGUAGUUGUAAUAGUGGGUCUCGGUGCAGCAGACUAUCUCUUCUACACAUUCUGCUCAAACAUAAGUGUGCAGUUCCAACUAUUGAAAUAUAAUAUUGAAAAUUUAAUUCCUGACGAUGACACUUGUGGAAGUUUAGUCAACGCUGAAGAAAUCAGAGCUGAAUUUGUUGAUUUGAUCAAAUGGCAUCAGGACUUAAUAAGCUCAGUGCAUCUUCUGGAGACGAUAUACACGAGAUCGACCCUGCUGAACUUUGUCUCCAGCUCCGCACUCAUCUGCUUGACUGGAUUCAAUGUCUUGGCAGGCAGCGAUUUUGUAUACGUGAUAACAUUUGUGAGUUUCCUAUUUUUGAGUUCGCUGCAGAUAUUCUUUCUGUGUUUCUUCGGGGAUCUGCUGUUGACUUCGAGCAUGGAAGUAAGUGACGCUGUGUACAAUUGUCGCUGGUAUUUAGCUGGUACAUCUCUUGGGAAGGAUUUACUUUUGGUGCAAACAAGAUCACAAACUCCUUGCAAACUGACAGCUUGGGAUUUUUCCGAAGUUAAUCUCAAAUCUUUUAUGAAGAUCCUGAGCACUGCCUGGUCUUAUUUCGCAUUGUUACAAACUUUGUAUGGCUCAGAUUUAGAAAAGAAAGAGAAUGAGAGAGAGGAGUGUGGUGAUAAGCAAGGAAUUAUAGAUGAAGAAGCAGGGUUUUUGAAUAAAGUAAUCAAUGUGCUGUAUGUACUGAACUGUUGCAUGAUAGUCGUGUUCGAUAUGACGCCGAUGGUAUUGAUAGCAGUGAAAUAUUACAAGACGAAGCAGUUUGAGAUGUUGCUGCCGUAUUUAGAUGUGUUUUCGUUCAUCCCUUAUGAGUUAGUGUACUGGCCUUUUGCGUAUGUCCAUCAGAUUUGGUCAGAAUGCAUGGUGCUUUUAUCAAUGGCUGCGGCUGAUUAUUUAUUCUUCACAUGCUGUACUUACAUUAGAAUACAGUUUAGACUCCUACAGUAUGACUUUGAGAGGAUAAUCCCAGACAGAAGUAUCUCUAAAGGAGAGAGGUAUGAUGAAACUGAGUUUCGGGAUAAGUUCAAAGAGUUGGUGCAGUGGCAUCAAGAUUUAAUACGAUCAGCUACUACCCUGGAUAUAAUCUACUCUAAGUCAAUGUUGUUCAAUUUCUUGUCGAGUUCUUUAGUUAUCUGCCUCACUGGAUUCAAUGUUACGAUUGUCAGCGAUAUCGUAAUAAUUGUAACGUUUCUCACCUUCCUGUCGAUGGCUCUGAUGCAAGUUUUCUUUUUAUGUUUCUUCGCCGAUUUGAUGAUGACAGCCAGUUUGGAAGUGAGUAACUCCGUGUACAACUGCAAGUGGUACCUAAGCAACACACAAGUUGGCAAGCAACUACUCUUGGUGCAGACCAGAGCGCAGGAGCCUUGCAAGCUGACUGCAGCUGGCUUCGCUGAUGUGAACCUUAAUGCCUUCACGAGGGUGUUGAGCAGUGCCUGGUCCUACUUCGCCUUGCUACAGACAAUGUAUGGAAGAUAAAGUGCCACUAUCAAGCGAACACUUUCCCUUAUAGAUUACCUUACAACUUGAAGUACAAUCGACAAAUAUUCUUGUAUACCUACUGUGUAAUUGUGUAGAUCUAAUAAAUACGUAUAGAACUGCGU